AGUUCAAUGUUAUCAGUUCGCUUUAAUAGCUCAAGUCAGUUGGUUCAAGAUCAAAACAUGGAUUUCUCCGAAAAAGUCGUUCUAAUAACCGGCGCAACAUCUGGUAUUGGUGCAGAAACAGCAAAACACUUUGCUAAACAUAAUGCCAAGUUGGCACUUACUGGGAGAAACCCACAAGGCCUGGAAGAUGUUUUCCAAGCAUGUAAAGCCAACGGAAGUCCUGAUGUCAUUCUUAUGCGUGGUGAUGUAACAAACAAAGCGUUUGUAAACUCGAUUAUCUCCGAAACUAUUAAACACUUUGGGAAACUUGAUGUUCUGGUUAACAACGCUGGAAUCUUAGAAAUAGGAAGCAUCGAGACUACGAAUAUGGAUCAAUUCGAUCGAAUGAUGAACGUUAAUGUUCGUUCGGUGUACCAUCUCACACACCUGGCUGUACCACAUCUGAUCAAAACGCAAGGAGCAAUUGUAAAUGUUUCAAGUCUUGUUGGGUUGAGAGCUUUCCCUGGUGUGUUGUCCUAUUGUAUGAACAAGGCAGCUAUUGAUCAGUUCACGAGAUGUGUAGCUUUGGAGCUUGCUUCAAAGAAUGUGAGAGUUAAUGCGGUAAACCCAGGAGUCAUUGUUAGUAACCUUCACAAACGUGCGGGUAUUGAUGGAAAGGACUAUGAAGCUUUGUUGGAAAGAAGCAAGGGUAAUCAUCCUUUAGGUAGGCCAGGAACUGUCGAUGAGGUGGCGAAAAGUAUAUUGUUUUUGGCAAGUGAACAAUCGUCGUUCAUCACUGCAGCAACAUUGCCUAUAGAUGGUGGUAAACAAGCAGCAUGUCCACGAUAAAUAAUAAAAUAAUUCUGAAUCACUGAA
Dalotia coriaria is the source of this 855-nucleotide messenger RNA. RefSeq names its product 3-oxoacyl-[acyl-carrier-protein] reductase FabG-like. NCBI's taxonomy places the organism in Eukaryota, Metazoa, Arthropoda, Insecta, Coleoptera, Staphylinidae. The coding region runs from base 7 to 828 and encodes 273 amino acids. The transcript has a single exon. The record is from RefSeq and is a predicted model, not a curated record.